AUUUCAUAAAGACGGACAAUCAAAGUUAGACACAGAAACCCAGGGUUUGUCUUUUUUUUUUGGGACGGAGGGAGUACAUGCUUGCAAGAUCACUAUAAUUAGCCAUUUAUAUUUAGUAUAGUACGUACUGCAAGACUGCAACUGCAGCGUUAACGCUCCCACGGAUCGUCCUCUCUUUGUCUUUGUUUAUUUAGAUUUGAGGUAAGUACACAGCAGCCAAUUAAUCUCCCCGUGUCCAAAGGACUGUGUACCCGUGGCUAGCUGGUGCCUGCCUGCCUCUCGUUCGUAGGGCCAUAUGCGAGCUCGAAUAUAUUGUCAUAUAGGACAAACAUGUAUGAUCAGUGGAGGAAAGGAAGGGAAUAAUGUCGUAUUCCUUUAAUUUAGGUAUGAUCAGGGGAGGAAAGGAGAAGGGAAUAAUUUAGUAUUCCUUUUAGGCUUGACUUUGUGUUUAAUUAUUUCUUCUCUGUUAAUUUGCAUCUUUACUACCUCCAUCCCUAAAUAUAUGAAAAAGAACAGAGGGAGUACAAAUAUCAAAAGCCGCAAUCGUGCAUUAAUAUCUCCAUGGAUCAAUCUUCUUGAGCCAACCUGGAUCAGAUCGGAAUACACCCCUUCUAAUGAGCACGAGCUUAAUUACCAGCUCAUUAUAGGCAGCAAUCGCGCAUUAACUGUAGAUGAAGGCAAUGCAGCUAGCCACUAUGGAUGUCCACUUCGGUGAGGUGACGUAAGCGUUCCGCGUGCACGUACCUUGAGUUGCAAACUUGCAAAUUAUAAUUUGCAAUUAGAGUCAUUCUGCACCACGAGAACUGGUUUAUGUUGCUGUGUUGGGGGGAAGGUAUUAGGUCGGUUCUAGUUCACCAAUCCAUAUGCCAACCACUGCCAAUUAUGCCAGAGCAUGAACCUUUCAAAAUCAAAUUGACUGUUCUGUACAGAGGCCACUAGGCCAGCCACCUGAGAGAGUAGGAGGUACCCCUUUGUUAGGCCUUUUUUUUUUUUUUGAAAUCACCUUUGUUAGGCUUUGGUUUACAACUAGAUAUGGCUCUCACUAACUGCGAGUUAUUCGAUAGUGCUGAUUCAUAAUUCAUUUCCUCCUACGAAAAGCGAUAUAGCUUGUUAGUGCAUAACAAAUUAAGUACUAUAAGUUAAAAAUUUUACAAGUAGAUUAAUUUGAUUUAAAAAUUACUUUUCUAUAGUUUUUCAAGCAAAAAUUAUAUCGUUUAACAAUUCGAGAAGUGCGUGCAUAAAAGAAAGGUAAUGUCCAAUGUAUCCUACAGGGAGAAACCAAAUAAUCACGUGUGAUUUGACAAUUUCAACUACUGAUAGAUAUGGGCCCUGUUUAGUUCGGAGGGAUAAUUAUUAAAAGGCCUAACAAAGGAGUAUUAAAUGUAUCUUGCUAUUUAGAAGUAUUAAAUGUUUUUUAGAUAAUAGAUUAAACUGGCCUCUACAUAGGAGUAUUAAAUGUAGAUAUUGACAAAACAUAUUCCAUAACCCUUGGGCUAAUUCGCAAGAUGAAACUAAUGAGGUAUAUUAAUCCAUUAUUAGCGGAUGAUUACGGUAGCAAAUCAUGGAUUAAUUAGGCUCAUUAGAUUCGUCUCGCAAAUUAGCCCAAGGGUUGUGGAAUGGGUUUUGUCAGUAAUUUAUACGUUUAAUACUUUUAAAUAGAGGGCUGCCCUCUAGAUCUAAACAGAGCUAUGGUAGAGGCACUACUCACAAUAAUCGAAUUUAGGCCCACAUUGGCAAAUCUUCUGAUUUGAAUUCCUGUGGUAGCUGAACGAAAUUCCAACUUAUCAUGCGCUCGAUCGGAAUUCGUGGGACAAAGGAAUCGUGCAGCGAAACAAACAAGAAGGAAUAUCUCAGGGAGGCACAUAUUCUUUCUCGGCGUCGCAUGGCAUGCACCUGAUCAUCACGCGGGCUGGCCGACCGGAUCGACGAGCGGCGCGCGCACCGGCCUUUCGCCGGCGGGCAGAUGCAAUUUCGUCGUCGCCCUUUACACGUGCGGCCGCCAUGUGUGUCGCUCCGUCUCGCCGGUCGGUGCAGUCACGUAACGAAUAUAUAUAAAUGUAGAUAGCAACAGCUUUAGCUUUUAUUACCUUCAUGGCCUGUAUUUGACAAAUGGAUUAUGCGAGAUAUGGAAUAGAAAAAUAAAAAUGAACGUAUCGUUUAGAUAAAAUUAGGUGGACAAAAAAAUGGAUAGGUACGAUUGUAUAUAUUAGGAUAUAUCCAUUUUCAAUCCCAUUUGCCAAACAGCUUAAAACGUAUCGAAAAAGAAAAAAAAACUGAAGAUAUUAGUUUACAUUGCUGCGGUCGCUGAAUAAAAGAUCGUCCUUUAAACAGGUUCAGAGCAUCAUCAACAGAUACCUAAUAUAUCCCUCAAUUUCAAAAUUUUGUUUUUUUUUCCUUUUAGGAAAUUGUCUCCAAUAGUUUCCUGGUUAGAUUCAAAAAAAUUUGAAAUCCCCUUUUCUAUCCUUCUUGCUCUCCAUGAGUGAAGGAGUGUUCUGGCUCCCAAUAAACAUGAGAGGAGGGAGAGAGAGGAUGACACGUGGAGAAUCCCUUCGCAAGAAAGAGGACGAUCGUUCACCAGAGGUGAAAGCAAUUUCUGUUUCUGUUAGUAGCUACUACCUUUUAUUAUUGAAGUAAUUUUUUUUAUAUCUAUUGUAGUGAGGAAUCUAUUCACACUUAAAAAAAAUCUAAUUAGCAAUUUUAAAACAGAAUUUUGAGGACAAAUUUUUAGGCACCUGCGAGUGAUUCUGUGAGUGAUGCUUAGUAGCUUAUGUUUGACUGGAUCGAGCUCGCGCGGCGGGACCAUUUGUCACGCAGCCGUCGCUGCAUCAGCUUCACGAUUGCUGCAGCCUGAUUGCUCUAUUUGGUCUUCUUUCUCUCUCUCUCUCUCUCUAACAUUGCUUCGGUUUUGCUUUGCUUUUCUUGGCCGACAAGCGCGGCAAGCGGACGAGGCCUCCACACCGGCCAAAAGCUACCCCGGUUGCAGCAUGUUUAUGUACACGUCUUAGACAAGACAUCUCCCUUACAAAAUGGUUUCUUAGCCUAGAAGAGCUCCGGAUCACAACCCUUUUUGCAUUGCAUAUAGAAGACCCCUUUUUAUGGUUCUUGAAAAAGUACUCUAAGUUAUCUCAGUAUUUUUUUAUAUUAAAAUAUUUCUGAUACAUCUCGUACCAUUAAAAAUGUGAUCUCUCUCUCUCUGUCUCUCUCUCUCUAAUUAAGCAUCGUAAAAAGUCUUUCAAUCUUGACCCGCAGCCAGAUGAAAAACCGGUUAUCCCUAGCGACUUUAUGCAACAUUGGUAACUGCAUGACCAUAAGAUACUCAAUAAUUAAAUAAAUUAAAGGGGAUGCAACGUAUGGGGUUAAGAAUCUUAUCAUCAGUAGAUCUGCUUUUUCUCUGUUGCUUCCUUGGAUCAAAGCUAUAAGCAUUGGUAUUUUCUGAGGUUUGUGGCUUGGAGCCAAAUGGGCAUCGCACCAGCAACUUGAUCCUGCUGGGGCAUGACGUGCGUGAUGUGGCCGGUUCAUAAUUAACACGGCUUUAACAGAAAGCUCUUCCCUUAAUUAUUUGUGAGAUGACCAUUGCUGUGAGGCGCAUUGCGACACCUCCUCUUUUUUUGGCUUUUGCUGUACUGAUUGCUUCUUUUGUUCUUGAUGACUGUCGUGUCAAGCACCGAGAGAUCGAAUGGGUUAUCUAUGUCGUGUUGCCUUUGCUAAACUGUAGCUAGACACGAAACGGAAGACACCUGGUCACCAAAAGAGUAUUUGAUCUGCUAAGUGCAAUCUGAUUCCCUGAAUUUCGAGUCCAUGGACAUUAGGUCCAGUAACCUGUCACACAUGCAGUCAAGAACCACCAACUUUAUUUGAUCUAAAAUGCAUCUUAUCCUGUCCAUUUUGCCAUUGCACUCCCGUGGCUGUGAAGAUGUCAAAUAUAUAUAAUGUUUUAGUAGAAGAAUCAAAUGCUACUAGCACUAGUGCCCAAGAUGUCAAACUCAACGAAUAAAAGGAAAAGAAGAAAAGACACCCAAAAAUCUAGGAUGUGUGCUGCAUCCAUGAGAACUGGUAAGCUGCUGCACGUUGCAGACAUUAGCCGACUGGAAGACGUUAACACCCCAACUACGAUUUCAAUGCAGCCUGUCUCUUAGACCUGGUUCUACAAUCAAUACUCCCCAAAUAAAUUGCGAAAUUGACAGCCAAUUUAAUGGCAAGCCUAGCUAAGCAAUCAAUUUAUACAUGUGUCUGGGCAGUACACUAGUACCAGUACAGUACUGUACCUCCUGUUCCAGCUUUGGGUAUUUGUCAGCUGCAGUGGCCUGCGUCGACGACUCGAGGUCAAAUAAACGCGCUGAAUGGGCAAAGGCCUCAAGGAGAAGAAAACUUCAGAAAAAAGCGAGUGUAAAAAAGCGACACUUCCUGUGUCGUGCUUGCUGGAGCUGAGACAGGAGGAAGACCUGUAACCACACGGCUGAGUCAAGAUUAGCUUGAAAAUUACUGAUGGAUACUUGUACGGCUAGGUACAUUUGCUGACCCCUGCACACGGUUUCCGUCCCGUCCCAGUCUCUGAACUUUCAGCUGCGCCUUGGCUUUCACCUUCAUCGUCCUUUCAAUGGCUGUGAAAAAUCUUUGCUUGGUUUGGAAGAGUCAGUGACGGUUUUGGUCAGAAGGUUGGCUUCAAAGACAUCAUCAUACAUAUGGUCACCGAAAAGUGACAUGAAAUUAUCUCGCCAAACAGAUGUUGAGCAAAUCCUUCAGUGCUCACCUUCAAGAACCGGCUUCUCUGCCGGUUGGUGAAGCUGUUUACAGUGGCUACAAAUUCAUCUCUGAUUUAUCUGGAAAAAACCCGUUUCGAAUUUCGCCUUGAUUUUAUCAAUGGCAAGAACUGGUCGCUCUGGUGCUCAUGUCAUUUUCGCUCUGGUCGAUGGCCAGGGCAGAGGGGCCUGAAUGAACCAGGCCGGGAAUCCAAGAACGUCUCUGCCGGGCAGUGCUGGUCCGUAGUCCGUCCAGUGACAAAAUACUGAAAAUAUUCGUGUGGCUCUUCCAGCUUAUGAUCAUUGUCGAUGAUGCUGGAGCUUUUCUCCCAGCACUGAACCACUCUCCAUGGGACGGCGUAACCAUUGCAGAUUUCGUCAUGCCAUUCUUCCUUUUCAUGGUUGGGAUCUCUCUAACGCUCGCGUACAAGAGGGUGCCGGACAAAUUGGAGGCUACUAAGAAGGCUGUACUACGUGCCCUCAAGUUGUUCUGCCUUGGCCUUGUUCUCCAAGGCGGUUUUUUCCAUGGUGUCCGCAGUCUCACUUUUGGUGUUGAUAUUACAAAAAUACGGUUGAUGGGUAUACUUCAGAGAAUUGCUAUAGCUUAUCUUUUGGCUGCAAUCUGUGAAAUUUGGCUCAAGGGAGAUGAUGAUGUAGAUUGUGGACUCGAUGUGAUACGGAGAUACCGUUACCAAUUGGUUGUAGCAUUGCUCCUGUCAACCAUGUAUACUGUUAUUUUAAACGGUGUCUACGUUCCAGACUGGGAAUACCAGAUAUCAGGUCCUGGUUCCACAGAGAAAUCAUUCUCUGUGAGAUGUGGAGUAAGAGGAGACACUGGUCCAGCUUGCAAUGCCGUUGGAAUGCUUGACCGUACAAUCUUGGGGAUCGAUCAUCUCUACAGACGACCGGUUUAUGCGCGUACAAAGCAAUGUAGUAUAAACUAUCCGCAAAAUGGGCCCCUUCCACCUGAUGCUCCAUCAUGGUGUCAGGCUCCAUUUGAUCCUGAAGGCCUCCUCAGCUCUGUUAUGGCAAUUGUCACAUGCUUGAUUGGGCUGCAGUUUGGACAUAUAAUUAUACAUUUUGAGAAACACAAGGGAAGGAUAAUAAAUUGGCUAAUUCCUUCCUUCAGCAUGUUAGCACUGGCCUUCUCAAUGGACUUCAUUGGGAUUCGUAUGAACAAGCCGCUGUACACGAUAAGUUACGCCUUGGCUACCUCUGGUGCUGCAGGGCUUCUUUUUGCUGGGAUCUACACACUGGUGGACGUGUAUGGAUUCAGGAAACUUACCAUCCCCAUGGAGUGGAUGGGUAAGCACGCGCUGAUGAUCUACGUGCUAGUGGCAUGCAACAUCCUGCCCAUUUUCAUCCAUGGUUUCUAUUGGAGGGAGCCCAAGAACAACCUUUUGAAGUUCAUCGGAGUUGGGGCAUGAAGCUUGUUCGUCUGCGCAACAGUACUUAGGCCAUAGAUAAUUUCCUAGAUAAUUAGACAUCCGUAUAUAAGAUUAUUUGGAUGGCCAGGAUAUGGAGAUAAAAAAUGUUCAGGCCGUGUUAUUUUUUCUACGUGGUUAGAGAACGGCAAUGUUCAGCUUCUGACACUACUGAACAAUGGUCGUUGCCACAUGCCAGAGCGUAUCCUCCCUGAGCUCUUCUGUAUAUAUCAAUAUAUGUUGAGGAGGCUCUUGUAUAUGAUUGACGCGCUCUGUGAUUCAGAUGAAUAUAUAUAGUACAUAUUCUGA
Molecule: messenger RNA, 6472 nt
Organism: Oryza sativa Japonica Group (Japanese rice)
Lineage: Eukaryota; Viridiplantae; Streptophyta; Magnoliopsida; Poales; Poaceae
Source: RefSeq, a predicted model, not a curated record